AUGGGGAUGGGUUUGAUAGAGUAUGAUACCAUGGAGGAAGGAUACAACAAGGGUUACUCCAUUAUUGAGUACUUGAAGGAUGUGUGCUUGCUGGAAACCGGCUACUUGGAUGAUAGUGAGGUGAGAGUACAUGACAUUAUCCGGGACAUGUCACUGUGGAUAUCUUCUGAUUGCAGUGAAGAGCACAUGAAAUGGUUUGUUCAAGCCGGGGUAGGACUUUAUAACAUUUCUAAUAGGGACAUCGAAACAUUUAGGUCAGGUAGAAAGAUAUCUCUAAUGUGCAAUUACAUCCCCGAACUUCCUCGGGCCUUGAACUGUCCAAACCUCUAG
Molecule: messenger RNA, 330 nt
Organism: Triticum turgidum subsp. durum (durum wheat)
Lineage: Eukaryota; Viridiplantae; Streptophyta; Magnoliopsida; Poales; Poaceae
Source: the annotation of a GenBank genome assembly